Fusarium poae is the source of this 486-nucleotide messenger RNA. RefSeq lists its product as uncharacterized. The transcript has 3 exons. Lineage: Eukaryota; Fungi; Ascomycota; Sordariomycetes; Hypocreales; Nectriaceae. The coding region runs from base 1 to 486 and encodes 161 amino acids. The record is from RefSeq and is a predicted model, not a curated record.
AUGUCUGAAAUUUGUGAAGAAAUCAACUCUUUGAAGGAGUCAGACGACAAGGAACGGGUCGACUUGACACUCCAUCUGGCGAGGCUCCGGUACCUUAAAGGUUUAAACCAGGUUGGCUUCUUCGCCGAUAUCCGAUGGUACCCGGAACAUUAUCCAACAUCUUACGAUCCAACAUCUUACUAUCUCGAUGGCCUUUCUAACUUGGCUGAAUGUCUUUGUCUGGCAAAUUAUCUACAGUUCAAGGAGAUGGUGAUUACCAUUAAGAAAAUGUUUGCCGCUUACGUUGGAUAUCUUUGGGGCGAUGAAGCAGCAGUUCUAACGCAGAUAUUUGAAGAGCACCCAGACUUCCACCGCGACAUUCAGAGAUUCCUAGAAAUGGACUUCCAUGCGACCAAAACACCUAUUGCCGCGAGUACAUUAUGCAAGAGAGACUCAGAAGAGUCCUGGGAGCUAACCGGAGGAGGAAAAAGGAGAGGGUGGUACUAG